Aedes albopictus (Asian tiger mosquito) is the source of this 798-nucleotide messenger RNA. RefSeq lists its product as uncharacterized. NCBI's taxonomy places the organism in Eukaryota, Metazoa, Arthropoda, Insecta, Diptera, Culicidae. The record is from RefSeq and is a predicted model, not a curated record. Bases 1 to 798 code for a protein of 265 amino acids. The transcript has a single exon.
AUGUUUGCGUCCGGCGGAUUCCAUCUCCGGAAAUGGGCCUCGAACAGUGCUGCAGUAUUAGAAGGAGUUCCUGAUGCAGAUUUGGAGUUGAAGAUCCCAAUCGAAGAGAACGGAAGCUGUACUAUCAAGGCCCUCGGAAUGCAAUGGCAGCCGUGCAGUGACGAGCUCCAUUUCUCCUACCAACCUACCGAGAUCCUUCAGCCCACAAAACGCAACAUCCUAUCGCAAAUCGCCAGCCUAUUCGACCCGCUCGGCCUUCUUGCACCGAUCAUCGUGAAGGCAAAGCUGGUGAUGCAGCGUAUGUGGGAGCUGAAGGUGGCCUGGGAUGCAACUCCCCCCGGUGAGUUAACAAACGAUUGGUUAAUAUUGGUGCAAAAGUUCUCGCUUCUCAACUCGUUUCAGAUUCCCCGCCAUGUGAUCGACAUGCGCAGCUGGACUCGUCUCUACCUGCACGGCUACUGCGACGCAUCCGAUGUGGCCAUGGGCGCUUGCAUCUACAUUCGGGCUGUUGAUAACGAUGGAAAUUCUUCCUCGCAUCUUCUCUGUGCAAAAUCGAAGCUGGCACCCAUCGGCAACGGCAGAACCACCACACCCCGGCUUGAGUUGUGUGCAGCAGUUAUUCUCGCGCGAUUGAUCUCUAACGUGAGAGCUGCUCUGUCGGCAACGGACUUCUACGAGGUGCGAGCGUUCUCCGAUUCCAAAGUCGUCCUGGCAUGGCUGGCCGGUGGAAGACAUUUGUGGCGAACCGUGUUGCAGAGAUUUCCACUCAUCUACCCUCUAUCAACUGGAGUCAUGUAG